Physeter macrocephalus (sperm whale) is the source of this 1856-nucleotide messenger RNA. RefSeq names its product HDGF like 3 (gene HDGFL3). The record is from RefSeq and is a predicted model, not a curated record. Bases 427 to 1071 code for a protein of 214 amino acids. The transcript has 7 exons. NCBI's taxonomy places the organism in Eukaryota, Metazoa, Chordata, Mammalia, Artiodactyla, Physeteridae.
AGAUCGUGUUUGCGGUCGCUGCCCGAGGAGGAAUUCGGAGGAGGCGCGAGGCCCGGUGCUCGCGCCGCGCCCGGGAGCCCGGGAAAGAGGCCGCCGGCGGCGGCGGCGGCGGCAUGAGGCAGGCGAUGCGGCGCCUGUGAGCAGCGCGCGGCAGCGGCGGGGAACCUCAGCGCGCGGAGAGCCGAGCGGCCGGGGGCUCCCCUCCCCCGCUGCCGGGCGGUGAUUUGCCGGGCCUGCUGCGCCCCCCGCCCACCCCUCGCCCCAGCGGCCGCCUCGCUGCUUCCCUUCGUCGGAGCGGCCGCUCGUCCGCCCGCCCGCCCGGCUCGAGGCCCGCGGGGAGCGCGGCGCAGUCUGCUGGCCCGCGGGGGGGCGGCCUCCCGGCAUCUUCGCGGCGCCCAAGGACGACCAGGAAGGGGAGCGGCCGGGAUGGCGCGUCCGCGGCCCCGCGAGUACAAGGCGGGCGACCUGGUCUUCGCCAAGAUGAAGGGCUACCCGCACUGGCCGGCCCGGAUUGAUGAACUCCCAGAGGGAGCUGUGAAGCCUCCAGCAAAUAAGUAUCCUAUCUUCUUUUUUGGCACCCAUGAAACUGCAUUUCUAGGUCCCAAAGACCUUUUCCCUUAUAAGGAAUACAAAGACAAGUUUGGAAAGUCAAACAAACGGAAAGGAUUUAAUGAAGGAUUGUGGGAAAUAGAAAAUAACCCAGGAGUAAAGUUUACUGGAUACCAGGCAAUUCAGCAACAGAGCUCUUCAGAAACCGAGGGAGAAGGCGGGAAUACUGCAGAUGCAAGCAGUGAGGAAGAAGGUGAUAGAGUAGAAGAAGAUGGAAAAGGCAAAAGAAAGAAUGAAAAAGCAGGCUCAAAACGGAAAAAGUCAUACACUUCAAAGAAAUCCUCUAAACAGUCCCGGAAAUCUCCAGGAGAUGAAGAUGACAAGGACUGCAAAGAAGAAGAAAAUAAAAGCAGCUCUGAGGGUGGAGAUGCCGGCAAUGACACAAGAAACACAACUUCAGACUUGCAAAAAACCAGUGAAGGGGAACAAAGGCGGCUAAGAAAUGUACUUCUGCCAUCUUGAGUGGAUGACCUAACUACCAUAAUGAAUGCUGCAUAUUAAGAAAACCACAAGAAGGUUAUACGUUUGGUUGUCUAAUAUUCUUGGAUUUGAUAUGAACCAACACAUAGUCCUUGUUGUCAUUGACAGAACCCCAGUUUGUAUGUACAUUAUUCACAUUCCUCUCUGUUGUGUUUAGGGGAAAAAAGACAUUUUAGCCUUUUUUAAGGUUAUUGAUUUAAUUUCAUGUUAUUUGGUUGCAUGAAGUUGCCCUUAACCACUAAGGAUUAUCCAGAUUUUUGCACAAGCUUAUACAAGUCUAGGAUCCUUUAUCAAGGCAGUUAUGUUCAUCAGUCUCCUGCCUUUACUCCACCAUCACCAAACACUCAGUUAAAUAUAAAUUAGCAUUUUUUAAAAUGACCACUCAACAUAAUGCUUAAGGGAUUUCCUCUCUGUGACAGAACCCAGGAACCAAUUCCUAGAUACACAAUGUUGGCAUAUUGAAGAUAAACUUAAAAUUGUUCUUCAGUUUUGAGGCCAUGUGUAAAGUUUAAUCAUAUUGUAAAAUAUCUAUUCCGUAUUAGAAAUAGCUAGUUGACAGCUUAUACUUCUCAAAACUCAUGUUGUUAACGUACACAAACUCAGUUUCUAUAUGUGAAGUUAGUUAGUCUUUUGUGUUACUCCAAAAUAAAGGCAAUGAUUUAUUUUUUCCCAAUCUCAGUACAAUUUGAGCUAAUCACUCAAGCUGGAUUCUUUACAUUUUAAAGCUGGAAUCAGCAGUAGCCCUAUGGGAAGUAAGACAAAGCAUU